GCCUAACUAGAAACCAACUAGGUAUAUCAAUCCCCCACCUCCCGUGACUCACGCAUUAGUAAAGGCUCGUAGCUGAUUGUGUCUCCGCUAUCGGAUCGGUAUCCACCUGACAAAUCAGGCACCGAAAACCGCCACCAAUCUUAAUAAUUGAUAAGGGAAAAGCGAUCCAGUUGCAACUUUCUUUUCUCCAAACCAAACGCCCACCUUAUACCUUCGAUUCCCCCAUUUAUCUACCUGUCACAGACACACAGAACCAAGGAAACAAAUCAGAGAAAACCCAAAAAGGAGGUGAACUCAAAAUAAUCGCUCCAAAAUGUCCAUCACAAUCGACACCUCCGUCGACUUCGACCUUCCUACCCCACCUCAGUUAAAUGGCAGUCAAAAGCGCAACCUCCUCCUUGCCCCUCCCUCCGUCGCCGCCCACGAAGAGAAGCUCCGUCAUGUCUUCUCGACCUUCGAUCGCUCCUCGACCGAUCUCCAGAUGCUCGAUCGCCUCUCCGCAGGCUUUGUCUCCCUUCCUCCGAAUACAUAUGACCUCGUGCUGGUGUUGACGGAUGCGCCGUCGGAUGAGGCUGUGCGGCUGUUGACUCGGGAUGUUUAUACCGCUUUGGUACCCGCGAUGAAGGCGGGCGCUAGAUUGCAGCUGCAGCAAGGGAGUUUGGGGGCUAGUGAGGGGUUGGAGGCUAUCUUGGCGGGGCUGGUGGAGAAGGAUGGUGGGUUUGAGAAGCCGGCACAGGAGGCUGCCGUGCCAUUGAAGUUGGGCGGCAGGAAGAAGAAAGAUAAGACCAAUGGGGUGAACGGAGCUCCGAAUGGAGUGGCUACGAACGGAGCCAGCACAAACGGCGUGGGAAUGUUUGAUCCGGCCCAGAACAAUGAUGACGAGUUGAUUGAUGAGGAUGCGUUGCUCUCGGACGAUGAUUUGAAGAGACCUCUUCCACGACCCCAAAACUGUGUACCUGAGACCGCCAAGAAGCGCCGGCGUCCCUGCAAGGAUUGCACCUGCGGUCUGGCCAGUCAACUGGAGGAGGAAGACCGCGCACGUGAGGCAAAGGCCGCCGCAGAUCUCAACAUCCUGAAGCUGAACACAGACGACCUGAACGACGAGCUCGAUUUCACCGUGCAGGGCAAGACGAGCUCGUGCAACAGCUGCUCGCUCGGCGAUGCGUUCCGUUGCUCCAGCUGUCCGUACAUCGGAUUGCCGCCGUUCAAGCCCGGCGAGGAGGUCAAGAUUAUGAAUGAUAUGAUUCAGCUGUGAGGGCAUUUUCUUUCUGGGUCUGGUUUUCGGGUCUUACUUAAUAUUCCCUAAAAGGUGUUGCGGUGAUAGAAUUUCGGUAGGGUUAUUGUUAUGAAUGGCAUGAUCUGGUUUUAGGAUGUAUGAAAGCUAUUUCAAACUAAAAAUUUCUUUUGUCUUGUCUAUACCUGAGUAAUAGCAUAUGCACUUGAUUAUGCACUUCAAA
This is a messenger RNA of Aspergillus pseudonomiae, 1457 nucleotides long. RefSeq names its product Fe-S cluster assembly protein dre2. The record is from RefSeq and is a predicted model, not a curated record. Bases 314 to 1255 code for a protein of 313 amino acids. NCBI's taxonomy places the organism in Eukaryota, Fungi, Ascomycota, Eurotiomycetes, Eurotiales, Aspergillaceae. Gene Ontology annotation, molecular function: iron-sulfur cluster binding. The transcript has 2 exons. Gene Ontology annotation, biological process: iron-sulfur cluster assembly. Gene Ontology annotation, cellular component: cytoplasm.